Scylla paramamosain (green mud crab) is the source of this 3994-nucleotide messenger RNA. RefSeq names its product eukaryotic peptide chain release factor subunit 1-like (gene eRF1). Gene Ontology annotation, molecular function: sequence-specific mRNA binding; translation release factor activity, codon specific. Gene Ontology annotation, cellular component: cytosol; translation release factor complex. The record is from RefSeq and is a predicted model, not a curated record. Gene Ontology annotation, biological process: cytoplasmic translational termination. Lineage: Eukaryota; Metazoa; Arthropoda; Malacostraca; Decapoda; Portunidae.
AACAGUCAGUGUCUGGCUGUAUAGUUUGUCAUUGAAGGAGCCCCAUAGCUGCAAGAGGUGUGAGGGAAGUGGGUGGCAGUGUUGUGGAAUGUAGCAGCUGUGCUCACAUAGAGCCUUUGUGUUAUUGUUGGCUGUGAAAGGUUGAGUGCCAGGAGGGCAGUGCAAGGACAGCGUCAUGGCAUCGCAGGGGUACAGCGCAGACGAGUCCAGUGCGGACCGCAAUGUGGAGAUCUGGAAAAUCAAAAAACUUAUCAAGAGCUUGGAGAUGGCCAGAGGGAAUGGCACCUCCAUGAUCUCCCUCAUCAUCCCUCCAAAGGACCAGAUUGCGAGAGUCAGCAAGAUGUUGGCUGAUGAGUUCGGCACAGCUUCCAACAUCAAGUCCCGAGUCAACAGACUGUCCGUCUUGUCAGCCAUCACUUCUGUACAGCAGAGACUCAAACUCUACACUAAAGUUCCGCCCAACGGCUUAGUGAUCUACUGUGGUACCAUCGUCACUGAGGAGGGCAAGGAGAAGAAAGUUAACAUUGAUUUCGAACCUUUCAAACCAAUCAACACAUCUCUUUACUUGUGCGACAAUAAGUUCCACACGGAGGCACUCUCAGCACUGCUGGCAGACGACAACAAAUUUGGCUUCAUUGUAAUGGAUGGUAACGGAGCGCUCUUUGGCACGCUCCAAGGAAACACGCGAGAGGUCCUACACAAGUUUAAUGUCGAUUUACCCAAGAAACACGGUCGUGGUGGUCAGUCUGCCCUUCGAUUCGCCCGUUUGCGUAUGGAGAAGCGCCACAACUAUGUCAGAAAGGUUGCAGAGACGGCAGUGCAGCUCUUUAUCUCCAAUGACAAGCCCAACAUUGCGGGAUUAGUCUUAGCGGGUUCAGCCGACUUCAAGACUGAGCUCUCCCAGUCAGAUAUGUUUGACCCAAGGUUACAAGGCAAAGUUAUAAAGCUCGUUGAUGUGUCUUAUGGUGGAGAAAACGGCUUCAAUCAGGCCAUUGAAUUAGCUGCGGAGUCCCUAGCCAAUGUCAAGUUUAUUCAGGAGAAGAAACUCAUUGCCAAGUACUUUGAAGAGAUCAGCCAAGACACGGGGAAGUACUGCUUUGGUGUGGUGGACACACUCAAGGCUCUGGAAUGUGGAGCCGUGGAGAUCCUCAUCUGCUGGGAAAACCUUGAUCUUGUCAGAUAUGUGCUCAAGAAUCACCAGUCGGGAGAAGAGACCAUCCUGCACCUGACGCCUGAGCAGGAGAAGGACAAGACCCACUUCACUGACAAGACGACUGGAGUUGAGCUGGAGCUUGUGGACUCAAUGCCUUUACUAGAGUGGCUGGCGAAUAAUUACAAGAGUUUUGGUGCCACCUUGGAGAUCAUCACUGACCGCUCACAGGAAGGUUCCCAGUAUGUCCGAGGCUUUGGAGGCAUUGGAGGCAUCUUGCGUUAUAAGGUGGAUCUACAGCAGCUAACAGAUCUAGAGGAAGACUUCAACGACAUUGACUUAGACGACUACAUGUAAAUAUUUCCUGUCUGGACACUGCGCCUGGCAGUCAAGGAACACCACCACCUGGGUGGAUGAGGAACACCUUGCCUGCCCGACCCCUGCCGCUGUGCUGGGGCACCGCCUCCUGGGUGCUGUAUAGAUCUGGUGUUUCCUUGUUGAGAUGCAAAUUGUUCCCGAACCACUGGAGUAGUGUGGUUCUUCAUUGUUGCCUGACAAUCAGGCUUUUUCUGUUCUAUAAUAUAAAUUUUGAGUAUUAUUACCAGCAUCUAAUCCUGGGUAACAUUUUUACAAGGUGGCAUAUUGUGUGGGUGCUUGGGAGACUGCAUAUAGGUAGAGGGGAGGGAUGUCAGGGAAGGGAGGGGUCAUGGAGGCAGGACAGAGCUUGAAAGCUUCAGUAGAAACUUAUUGUCCGUGUCUGAAGUCAGGUUAGCUCUGCUUGUCUUGCAGCCACCUCCUCUGGUGCCUUGCAGGGCAGGGGAGGUGGCUCUUAAUCAUGGUUACAAGCAAGUCAUGAAGACCAUAUGGUUGUUUGACAUACAUGUAUGGCUUGAGACUCGCUUCACUUUUAUGUGCUGUGGAUAUAAAAAUGUUUUCAAUGAUUAAAGACAAUUAUAGGGAUAUGGGGUUAACUAUAGCAUUGUCAAAAUUACAGGAAAAGUUAGGUUUUAAUUGGAGCUAUUUUAAUUCAACCACAAUUAUUUAAGCUCAAAGGUUUAAAGAGUUUAAAUUUUUUGAUAUAUAUAUAUAUCAUGAGAGUACCUGCAUUUUGUAUUAACUUAGCUCAGCAUCUGUGGGAAUCAGGUGCUGAGUACUGGCCAUGGUGGGGGCUGGUGGCUGCUCCUUACUGAUCUGCAGAAAGACCACACCAGCCCAGAACUGUUAAUGCUGUAGUGAUCCUUCACCUCAGAAUAAGAAAAAAUUAACAACAAGCAUUUUCCCAUGUAUUUCAAGCAACCUGAUUCAGAUUUAAUAUUUUUUAUAUAUCUUGCGAAGAGACCACACGUGUAAUAGUACUGGAGUCUGCCCCAUGACCCAACAAAGAGUUGAUGCGAUAGACAUAGCGAUGAGUUUGUACAUCUGAUAAUCCAGGCAUAUUUCUUCUUUUGACACUGUGAUGAACCCUGUUGUUCCAUUGUUUGCUUCAGUUAGAUGUUACUCAUAGAUGGUCGUGGUCAGUCAUUUCUGAGGAGGUGGUCACACGUCGUUGUAGCAUCAGGCAUUUCCCAGAUACUCGAGGCCGGAGGAAAGCGUAGCCGUGCAAUUCAAAGGUGUAGAGGAUAUUGGGAGCCAGAAGGAAAGGGCUCAUGGUAUGAUGCGAGCCCAGUCCCUCCUGAUUGUGUAACUACUGUACUGUAAAUCCUGCUGGUGUGCAGGACUGUCCUACAUCUACGUUCACACUUUUUUUUUUUAUGCUCAAGAGAGCCACACAGGCUAUGGAUUUCAAGUUGUGCAUAUGGAAGCUGGUGAUGGGAGACUCUGGUGUGCCAGUGGAGGCUGCCAUGUGGAUGAUCUGCAGACAGUGUUUGUUGCUUGAUUCAGGAUCACAGAGUUGCCUGCCCUGUUUGAUAUACUAUAAGCCCCUAGUGUGGUUAAUUUUUGCCAAACUGUAGCAUCUUAUCUGUGCCUUAUUGGGUAUUUUUGUGUUCCUGUUCUUAUGAACAGGGUAUAUAAGUAUUUGCAAGGAAAUGAUAGAGUAGUAGGAAGCAUCAUUGGCUCUUGUCUUGAUAACGCAGUGUCAGCACAUUACCUCAGUUUGCACAUUACUUAGGUGAAGCCUCCCAGAACAGUUUUGAGUUGGGGCAUCGCCAGGACCAGCAGGCAUAUUGUGGACCUGAGGGGAGAGAAUUACUGUUUAUCCUCCUCACGACCUAAAGGAACAAGUCCACAGUGCCUUUGCUAAGAACUUAACUUGGAAUCUUGCUUACAAUCUUUUAGUUACUGAAGGCUUGCCUGAAAUUUUUUGUUUCUAUUGAUAGAAAAAAUUGAAGGCAACCCAUAAAGAAUGGUAUGUAUGGGUUAUUGGAUGAAAACUGUAAUAAGUUAUUGCUGAAUUCAUUCUAUCACAAGCUGUUCUCUGCCAACUCUGAUCAGAAUUAAUGAAGCUAAAAUCUGCUUUGAUAAAUUUCAUGAACAUGGUGAAUGAAAACCUAAAUAUUACAUGUUUGCACUUUGUGAAUCAGCCGUGAUUCAGAGUGAUUGAUUGUUCUUCAAGGCAGACACUAUCCAUCCAUAUAUAAGGAAAAUUCCCACAUAUGGCUAUAUAAAAUUGUUGGUGUAGGGCUUGUGCAACACUCCGUUAACCCAUCAGCUUUAUCAUUACCUGUUUCUGUAGGAUGAUUUUGACAUUUUGUGAAAGUUCAUUGACUCUUGAGACUUAACAGUGUAAGUGAUCUGGAAAUCAAUGAAGUCCCCCAGCCCAAACAGCCGCCAGUGUAUUAUUGUUUUUCUCUAGGGUUCUCGACACCUGUAUGGAUUGGCUAUUAAAACACUUAAGGGAAAAUA